This is a messenger RNA of Esox lucius (northern pike), 1877 nucleotides long. RefSeq names its product ADP-ribosylation factor-like 8A (gene arl8a). Gene Ontology annotation, biological process: anterograde axonal transport; protein transport. Gene Ontology annotation, cellular component: lysosomal membrane. Gene Ontology annotation, molecular function: GTP binding; GTPase activity. Lineage: Eukaryota; Metazoa; Chordata; Actinopteri; Esociformes; Esocidae. The record is from RefSeq and is a predicted model, not a curated record. The transcript has 7 exons. The coding region runs from base 343 to 909 and encodes 188 amino acids.
GUGAAGAGCGAAAACAGUACUACUCGUGCCUCCUCACCAAGCGCACCUCUUAACGCAUUGUUUCAAGGAUCAGCUGUGCAUGGAUCUAAAACCCCACCCAACGAGGAAGGGAAAGACGUGACGCAAAGCAACACGGAUCGCAAGAAAAUUACAGCCUUCAACGUGAUUGUCAUUCUGUAAAGGCUAAAACCCAAAACAUUGCUGUCGUUGAUAUUGCGGUUCUCGGGGAACUAGCUACAUCUUUGUAAUCCUCCCAUCAGAGCGCCGCGGCGGUGAAGACAUCCAGUCAGCUGAUAUUUUGCUACCAGGCUGUACCAAGAUACACCUAGCUGCGCUCUCAAGAUGAUGGCUCUUUUUAACAAGCUGUUGGACUGGUUCAAACAGCUAUUUUGGAAGGAGGAAAUGGAGUUGACACUAGUCGGUCUGCAGUAUUCGGGGAAGACCACAUUCGUCAACGUGAUAGCGUCGGGGCAGUUCAGUGAGGACAUGAUUCCUACAGUGGGAUUCAAUAUGAGGAAGAUCACUAAGGGCAACGUCACCAUUAAGCUGUGGGAUAUAGGGGGUCAGCCUCGAUUCCGAAGCAUGUGGGAGAGAUACUGCCGAGGAGUCAGUGCCAUUGUUUACAUGGUAGAUGCUGCAGACCCAGAGAAGAUUGAAGCCUCAAAGAACGAACUACAUAACCUCUUAGACAAACCCCAGCUACAGGGAAUCCCAGUACUGGUUUUGGGUAACAAAAGAGACAUUCCAGGUGCCUUGGAUGAGAAGGAGCUGAUUGAGAAAAUGAACCUGUCCGCCAUCCAGGACCGAGAGAUCUGCUGUUACUCCAUCUCCUGCAAGGAAAAAGACAACAUUGACAUUACCCUACAGUGGCUGAUCCAGCAUUCCAGAACCAGGAGGACAACAACAUAAAGAGUCCACCACCUGGACACCCCAAUCCUCCCCCAUCCAGGACCGUUACCCAAAGACCAGCUGGACCCCCCUCCUCUUCCAUCUUGUCAUCCUUCUUGUCAUCCCCUUCUGGCCCUUUCUUCUCUCAUCACCCUGUAUCCAUUUCCAGCCUACAUGUUUGUGAGUUCACACACAUCAGAGGAUUGAAUAGGUGUGAGCACUAUGGCAGAAUAUGGAGCCAUAAUCUGUGUUCUUACACAUCCAAUCUUCUGUGAACAUGGAGUAGGUGGAGGCUGGGGGUAGGGCUGUCUUCAUCCUCAACUCUCCUUCCGUCUGACCCAUCAUAUCCCUCCCAUCUACACUUUAAAGACACGGCUCCCCCCAUCCCUCUUACCGGAUUCUGUUCUUGUAAAGAGUGUGUCAAAAAUUAUGAUUUGCACUGUUUGAAUUGUUUGGUUUUCUAUCUAUAUGCAUUUUUUUUACACCAUGUACUUCAGACUGGUUGAAAUGGACUCUUUGCAGUCACCCACCAAGCUCUUGUUUUCAUUGACUGUUUUAGAUUUGUUUCUUUUUUUAUAUCAUAUACCUGUACAGUGUGGACCUGUUUCAGGAGGUCUUGGGGAAGUACGUCAUCUGUUUUUACUUCCUUAAAUUACUCCUCUAUUGGUCAAAAAGCAACUGUUUUCUAACCUGGGCUUCACAGCUGUUUCCAUAUCAACAAAGUGGCCAAUCUGUCUAACUGAUCAGGUGACAAGCUCUGACCAAUGAUUUGUUGAGAUUGUUUUUGAACACAGCCAUUUCUUAUUUCUCCUAUGUCUUACCUAGCUUAAAGGAAAGGCUUUCCACUUCAGUAUGAAGGAUAUAAAAUUGUAAUACAGAGGUCAGCUUGACCAAUAUGGUCAUAUUGGUUUGCCGGACCAAAAUGACUUUUCAGUGAAUUGUUCCAUAGUGAUGCAUGAGAAUCAAUAAAGUUUCGUACGUCGCCAAUA